This is a messenger RNA of Plenodomus lingam JN3, 798 nucleotides long. RefSeq lists its product as uncharacterized. The record is from RefSeq and is a predicted model, not a curated record. NCBI's taxonomy places the organism in Eukaryota, Fungi, Ascomycota, Dothideomycetes, Pleosporales, Leptosphaeriaceae.
AUGGCCUCUGAGAAAGACACCACAGAAUCUAAUGCCCAAACAUGCAAAGGUAGUGGCACCAAAGAAACUUCGAAACCCUCUGCAAAGCCAAGCGGAGCCGUUGAUAUCGACCAGGAAGUCGAAGAUGUGUACCAUCAACUUCCCGCCCUUCCAUCACCACUGCCAAAGCCACACCGGGAAUUUGCUCACUGCAAGCCUCCUGAGACGCCAGCCUAUCGCAAGUUCUCCGUCUUCACAGCCGGCAGCAUAGAAAUGGGCAAAGCAGUGCAGUGGCAAAGCCAGAUGGCGACCAUGCUCUCACCACUACCAAUCACGGUCAACAACCCUCGACGAGGCCACUGGGAUCCCACUGUCACGCCUGAAGCUAAGGACGAAGCCUUUCGGCAGCAGGUCGAGUGGGAGCUCAGUGCGCUCGAGCAAGCAGAUGUGAUUUGUUUCUUCUUCGACGUCAACACCAUGAGUCCCGUCACCUUACUGGAACUAGGUAUAUGGGCUGCGUCUGACAAGGUGGUCGUGUGCUGUGACCCAAAGUACUGGCGCUCAGGCAACGUACACAUUGUCUGCGACCGCUAUGACAUACCAGUCGUAAACACGUUCGCAGAGCUAGUACCUGCGAUUGAGAAGAUGCUGGUAGAGAAGGGCAUGCAGCUCGACCAGAAUGGCGACUUGAUCGGAGAGAAUCAGCAUAUUGACAAGCCACGUCCCAAGAAGAAGUCUGUACUCGAGGCUGAGGUCGAUGAUCUGCAGAAGCAGAUUGCAGCUCUGCAGGCACAGCUGGACAAGCCAAAGGUUUCAUGA